Notothenia coriiceps (black rockcod) is the source of this 4707-nucleotide messenger RNA. It is a transcript of the gene unkl, whose product is annotated as unk like zinc finger. The coding region runs from base 4 to 2448 and encodes 814 amino acids. The record is from RefSeq and is a predicted model, not a curated record. Lineage: Eukaryota; Metazoa; Chordata; Actinopteri; Perciformes; Nototheniidae. The transcript has 16 exons. Gene Ontology annotation, molecular function: metal ion binding.
AAAAUGCCGUCGGUUUCGAAAACGGCGGCCAAUGCGUCUCCUCAAACCGAGAAACCUACCCACUAUACAUACUUGAAGGAGUUCAGGACAGAGCAGUGCCCGUUGUUCCUUCAGCACAAGUGUACGCAGCACAGACCCUUUACGUGUUUUCACUGGCAUUUUCUCAACCAGCGGAGAAGAAGACCUAUCAGAAGAAGAGACGGAACUUUUAACUACAGCCCUGACGUGUACUGCACCAAAUACGACGAGACCACAGGCAUCUGCCCGGAUGGAGAUGACUGUCCUUACUUACACCGGACCACGGGCGACACAGAGCGAAAGUACCAUCUACGCUAUUACAAGACCGGCACUUGCAUCCAUGAGACAGACGCUCGAGGGCAUUGUGUGAAGAAUGGCCUCCACUGUGCUUUCGCUCAUGGGCCACAUGAUCUCCGACCUCCAGUCUAUGAUAUCAGAGAGAUUCAAGCACAAGAAGCCCUUCAGAACGGACAGCUGGGAUCUGGGGAAGGUAUUCCUGACCUGCAGCCAGGAGUGUUAGCCAGCCAAGCUAUGAUCGAGAAAACUCUGACAGAAGACCCCCGCUGGCAAGAUACCAACUUUGUUUUAGCCAACUAUAAAACCGAUCAGUGUACAAAGCCCCCCCGACUAUGCAGGCAGGGCUACGCUUGCCCCCACUACCACAACAGUAGAGAUCGGAGACGAAAUCCAAGAAAGUUCAAAUAUAGGUCGACUCCCUGCCCUAAUGUGAAACAUGGGGAUGAAUGGGGCGAGCCCUCAAAGUGUGACAGUGCAGACAGCUGCCAGUACUGCCACUCCCGCACCGAACAGCAGUUCCACCCAGAGAUCUACAAAUCAACCAAAUGCAAUGAUAUGCGACAAACCGGAUACUGUCCCAGAGGACCGUUUUGUGCGUUUGCACACGUAGAAAGAAUCCCCUCCACAGAGGAGACCAUGAGCUCCCUGCUGACAGUGAUGCAGUCCAGCUCUCAGUCCCAGCUCAGCUCUCAGUACUCAGAGUGUCCCGUCAGCGAGUGGAACAGCGGGGGCAGCGCAACCAGCAGCAACGGACAAGUAGGAAACGUUUCAUGUUCUAAUAGCUCGACUGUAACUCCAAGCUCAGGAAGCGACAGUUUGUUAUCCCCAGUGGGAUCCAUCAGCAGGCCUAACCCCUUUACUGAUAGUAGUUUAUGUUCAGAGUCCACCACAUCCAGUGUCUCAUCUCUGACGUCUAACUAUCCCAAAGCUCCGGGCUUUGAACGAGAGGACCAGAUUAAGAACAAGGGGCAGAUGGAUCAGAAAAUGAUGGACCAAGAAAAACAGACACAACAUACUGUAUUCUCUGCUGUGAACCCUUUGGCAACAAGCUUCACCUCCAGCAUAACGUCCAGCUUGGCCUCCAGCAUCGGCUCGGAUAGUUCUUCACCCACCACCUUAUCAACCAUGAAUGCAAAAGCCACUCCUUUCUAUCCGGGGAGCAACACUGUGGAGUCAGUCAUAGAUGUUUUCCGUUUCGCCUUAGGAUCCGCUCUGGACCUGAACUUCUGUGACAUCAAUGUUGCAUCUCUGGAUAAGGAGCUGGAGGAGCAGGACAACAGUAUGGGAUUUGCAAGACAGAGGAUGCUGGGUGGCUCCGCUCCUGUGAACAUUCCUGGCUCUCUGGGCCGAUCUUCCUCCUUUAACUCGUCCUCCUCGCUCUCCACCUCCCCGCUCAGCUCCCUGUCUCAGUCUCUGUCGCAGUCCCUGCUCGCUGCCUCCAUAUCGCAGCAGAAUCACCCUUCCAACAUGUUAGCCAAGCAGGAGCACAGCCUGCUGGGAACUCCCACCUCCUCUUCCCAGAAUUCUUUAGGCUUGAACGGCGGGGCCAGCAGCAUUUGGGACUUUGUGAGUGGCAGCUUCUCUCCGAGCCCCUCUCCAGUCUUCAGCAGCCUGACGUCCAGCGCCAGCAGUGCAGAUCUGGCUCGGCUCUUUAGGGACCUGGACGAGGCCAAGAGGAAGAUCAAACAGUGGGAGGAGGCCUGGCACCAGGUCAAACAAGCCUGUGAAGCUUGCCAGAAAGACACUCUGGAGGCAAAGGAGCAAGCGAAGACGGCCGAGGCGGAGCGGCAGCUGGCCGAACAGAAGUGGGAGGAGACACAGCGCAAGCUCAAAGAGCUCCAAGGGGACUUUGACGCGCUCUGUCGCACCCCGGGGACGCCGCUGCUACGUAGCUAUGGAGAGCUGGACGAGCUCCCCUUGUCAAAGCUCCACUCGCUCCAGAGUCAGCUGCGUAAUGACCUAGACCUUAUAGACGGGGUAAUAUAUCAGCUUCAGUCAAAGAAAUGUAUAGUUUGCCAAAAGCAUGAUCGUUGCAUUGUCCUGCAGCCUUGCCAACAUUAUGUACUAUGUGAGAACUGUGUGCUUAGUAAAACAGAAUGUCCCUACUGUAGAACAAAAAUAGUGAAGUGGUGAUGUACAACUAGUCGAGGUACUAUUUAAAUAUAAGUCCUUUGAAAAACUGCUAAUAGAUAUGACCAUUUUUCUAAAUAGCAAUGUCUGUUUCAUACAGUGAUCGAAUACAUUUAGAAUAAGAUUAUGUUUGACUGACAAACAAAUAGUAUUAUCAAUCAGAUUGUGUACAGGGGAUGAAAUCAUUCAUAGUUUUUGCUCAUUUUAUGUGCACAUGACCUUGUUCAGCCAGGUGGGUUUCUGUGUGAAAAUCCAUGCAACCAAAUUAGAAUAUUAAAUUACAUCGCAAUGCAAUUUCUCAAAUCAUGACACUAAAAGACAUUCAUCUUGUGUCCAGAUUUGUUGACAUACACAAUAUGCAGGAAUACUUUCCCCAAACAAAAUACAAAUAUGCAAACCUGACAGAAAAUGCAUAAUUACAGAUAACAAAAAAGAAAUGCUAAUGAGACCACUAAACUUGCUUAAAAUCUGUAUUCUUUAAGACAUGAAUGAGUAUAAGUUGUAUUUCUAUCCUCGUGUUUUACUGUUUAUUGAUUGGAAAUACUUCACUGCACUUUGAAUUAUUGUGGAUACAUCUCUGAUCUAAUCCACCCAGAGCAACGUUUCAGAAAUACUGUGGAAAUGUAACAAAUAUGCUUCAAACCUGUUGACUUAAGACACAUCAUAUCCUUGUUUUGGAAGAAAUAAAUACUAUAAAACGUACUCACUGUAACUGUAUAAUCAUAUAUAUAGUGAGAAGUUCUUCUCAUACUGUAAGGUCACUUCUCAAUCUUUCUGGUGGUGGGAAUAGUUUGAUCCAAAGGACUCCCACACAACAGUAAAUACAGAUACAGCCAUUGAUGAUAGUGUACCGCAGUAGCCAGGGCCUCAGGUAUUUCAGGUUUUAAAAUGCAAAGGGGUCACUGUGUGGAUGUUUCCAACGUACUGCCAGGGACAGCGUGCUGAUGUUAAACAUAAAAUGGGCAAAACUCAAAGCAGUUUUUUCUUUACCUAAAGAGGAAUACGUACACUGAAUCCAUCAAGACACAAGACAUCAAAGAACCUAUAUCAGAUAAACAUGUUUUGGGGGAAGCCCAUUAACACAGCAUGGAGAUACCAAAACUGACGUGUGGAAAACGUGUCAAAUAUACACAAAUAUAGGUCAAAUGUACAGGCUGUUAGCAAUGAAUACAUACACAAUAAACACAUAAUAUUUGUAUUAUUGCAUUUAACACUAAGGGGAGUUACUGAUGGGAAACACAGCAAGAUUUGAAGUGUUUUCCAACAAUAUAAAUUAUUUGCAGAUUUUCUAAAGAAAUCACAUGUGUCUGUGAAUCAGUGUUCCUCUUUAAGUGAAGCCACAUUUUGAUUAACAUUCUUUUUGAAAUCCUCCCAGUCAAGCAUCAUUAUUUUGACCAACUCAAGAAGUUAGAUUUCUUCUAAAAGCACUUUGUUACCUGGGACUUUCUUAAAGGGUACAUAGAAUUGAGCUUUAAGCGGCUUUGUAGGUAUCCUUUUUGUUGAUUUCUAAUUUCUAAGUGUUUUCUAUAUAAGCUAAUGUCUGAAGUUUCUGAGUGUACUGUGAAACAUCAUUUAGAUAUUUCAUGUUUCCUAUUGUUAAAUCAUGGCAUGGUUCAACAUCUUAUUAAGAUUUCAUAGAAAAGUACUUACUAGUUUCUACUUUCAUAGUUAGAUUUAUAAAACAAUUCAAUCAAGCAAGUGCAAAUGUAACAUGCAUUGAAGGCAUAACCAGCAGCUGUAAUGUCAGUAAGGCACAUGCUACAUGUUAAGGCUGUUUUUCAAUCCGUUACUUUAGUUUUGUAGAGAUGUCUAUAGGCUAGCCUGUUAGAGAAGCAUGUAUUGUAUUUGCUAAAAGCCUGAGAUGGUGAUUUUUGUAGGAAUCUAGCCUCUUGACCUAGAACAUAUCGGCCUCUAACUCUAAAGUGCCUUCAGUGAAAAAGGUUAUGUGUAGAAUUGUCACAAGUAUUCAAAGCUUGUGCAGUUUAACUUUGCAGAAGCAUCAACAUGCGUAUGACUAUAUACGUGUAUAUAUACAUUUAUGCCAGUGUAUUUGGCCCAAUCCCAUUAAGUAUUUCAGCGGUAGAUAAUGGAAACAAUGUCGUCGUCGUCCCCCGCCACACACUCAUUCCUCGGCGUGGUGCUCUUUCGGUGCAGCUGCAGUCGUUGAAAUUAGGUUUUUCAAAUUCAAUGCUUGGGAGUAUGCAAACAGGACAGAUGUAUUUGUAUAGCAACGUAUUAAAAAAUGAUUUGUUUUAAUUGUAA